Messenger RNA from Penicillium cinerascens, 1782 nucleotides. RefSeq lists its product as uncharacterized. NCBI's taxonomy places the organism in Eukaryota, Fungi, Ascomycota, Eurotiomycetes, Eurotiales, Aspergillaceae. The transcript has 2 exons. The record is from RefSeq and is a predicted model, not a curated record. The coding region runs from base 1 to 1782 and encodes 593 amino acids.
AUGUCGGACCAUUCUGAGGCCAUGGGUCCCCCAGGCGAUAUGGUGUAUCGCAAACCUGCGGUGCUUUCAUUCGAGAUCAUUCAACACACAGGCAUUUUCUUUGAGGAGCAGCUAUAUACCCAAGCGUUGAACCUCCUAUUCAGCACUCUUGCUUCCGGAACAUAUGCCUCAGAGGCAGUGAUAGCCCCAUUACCCCAGCAUAUUGCUCUUGCUGGCACCUUCCUUGUCCACCCGUCGACUACAACCCGUGCCAAAACUGCUGAACAGAAAGAGGCAGCCCAUGUUGCGCUACGGCUCCUGCGACUCAUCAGUACAUUGAUUACUCCCCAGGAUGCCAGACUUGACCUGGCAUUUUGCUUCAAACACACUCAGACCUCGCGAUCGGGAAGGCUGCUUUAUGCAAACGAGGAUUCUUCCCCCGAUCUACCCCACGAUAAGACCGAUUGGCAGAGAUUAGGUGUGGCCAACGAGUCCUCACUUUGGUCGCGCGCCGAAGACUUUUGGCAUGCCGUUGGAUGGGCAUUUAAUUGCUCGGUACUUCAUUCAGAGCGGUGGGAGCAUUGGCAAAUCUGGCUCCGGUUCAUGUGCGAUAUACUUUUGGAUGAUUGGAAUGUGCGAGUGCAGGAGUAUGAAGAGUUUCAGGAGAAGAAACAGAAGGAUGGUCAGGAGCCCACAACACCGGAGCAACCCAAAGGCAAAGGGGCUCGGUCAAAGAAGAAUGAUGGUUUGGACAUCUUCCGGGAAAGCAUGCUCUUCCGAUACAUUCAUGGGAAUAGACAUGGACAGAAUCGCCGAAUCAUCCGGGCUAUCUUUGCAGAUGGUAGCACCGCCUCGGUGAAUGAGUUCCGACAGGUGUUUCCCAAGGAAUUGAAACACUCCAAGUCGAAAGCACGACCCGAAAAGGCCAAGAAGCGAGACCGCGAAGUCAAUUUUGAGCAGGAAGAAUACGGCGACUACCUAUCUCAAGACGAAUCAGAUGAAGAGGGCAAUGAAACCACAGACCCAAGCAUGUCGAAUUCCCGCUCUUCCUCUCCCCCGGCAGGCUCUAAGUCCCGGCGAACGAAGCGUACGAGACGAGGCACAAGAAGCGCAGCAGAUCCAACCGCCGCCGAGCCGCUCCGAGACUCUGCAGACGCAGUUCAGACCACCUUAACCCAUCACGGCGGCGGCGUUUCCACCAUGGGUGGGCUAGAGUCACUCGGACUGCGAAAGAGACUUCUCGGACUCUUAUCAAGGGUUUCCGAGCGCAUUCCGAGCGACUUUAUACAUUUCUCCGAGCUUUACUACCUUUUUGUCGAAAACAUUCGACCCCUACCUCUGCCAAUUUUCCAGACAUUUGUCAGUCCCUACGUCCUCCCAGAACUCCCGGACGAGCAGCAGACGACCCUUUGUCAAGCGUUACUGCUCUUCAUGCUCGAGAGUAGUGCCCCAAACAUGCAUGACGAGGACCUCAAUCAAGACAAUAUGGAGAACUGCUUCCUCCCGUUUGCAGCGUCAACAGCCAGCAUCGUUGAUAACGUCAAGGUGUCCAUUAUUCUCGAGGCAUCGAUCAUCCUACUGGCUAACAGUAACAUGCUGACACUGACGCCUUCAUUCAAAGAAGCUAUUGAGAAUGGGAUUCUGCGACGGGCUGAAAGGGCUCAGGAUGAUAUGCGGCGCAGUGCCGCAAGCCGGAACAUGGAAUCACUUGAGUGGUGCUGGUUGGUGGAGAGUGGGGAGAGACUGAUGUUCCUGGUUGAGCUACUGGCAUCGCGGCCUAGCCAGCAGGCUUCCCAAGGUUGA